This is a messenger RNA of Hyalella azteca, 2456 nucleotides long. RefSeq lists its product as uncharacterized. The transcript has 3 exons. The record is from RefSeq and is a predicted model, not a curated record. The coding region runs from base 497 to 2455 and encodes 652 amino acids. Lineage: Eukaryota; Metazoa; Arthropoda; Malacostraca; Amphipoda; Hyalellidae.
GGUUCUGGAAGCGAUCUUUGAAUUUUUAUUGUGCAUGCAUGUAUGCGGAAAUGAUGACAAUCAGACGAUAAGAAGGAAAAUUUAUUAUAUUCACAACAAAACCUUAGAAUAACAUUUCGGACCGGGAAUGUUCUGAAUUUGGAAUCUCCUUAGAAAACCACAAUCUAAUAAUUUAAUCAUAGUGAACUCAGUUUUAGAUAGAAGAGGAUUCACUGCAAGUAAAUGUUGUAAUUAGUAAUAACAUAAAAACCUUUUUUUAUGCCAAAGAAACAAAACAGGCAAAUGUAUGAAGAAGAGACUGAUAAUAUGAAUACUAGCCUAGACAGCCUUUACGGUUAAUUCGAGCCCAAACAUCUACAAGGAAAAAAUCUAACGGUGCAAUACAGACCUGCCAGUCAGCGCACCAGAAUAUUUUGACAAUCAAGCAAGUUCGUCGCUUCUAUCCAACUCCACAACUUGCAGCUCUUCAGUGAAUUUUCAGAACUAAUUCAACCUGAUGACUACCAGAACGGGUCUUUUCCCAAUCAUUUGGGUCACAAUUCUACUAGCUGGCAAUCACGGACACCGCUCCAGCAGGGAUGAGUCAAGUCGUCUCACUUUUAUAAGAAAUCAAGAUAAUUUCGACCAACAGCGCAUUCGUUUAUUAGGUGAACAUCAAAUGUAUUUUGAUCCAAAAGGUGCAAGAUUGAAAUUAAAUUCUAAUUUGCACCAUGAGAGACUAGCUACCGGUGCAAGAAUCUUUCCAAAAAUCAAACAAAAUUACACAAGCUAUGCGGGCAAUUACACCAAAGAGACUGUAACGGACUUAGUGAGUUCUGAAAAGACCUUCAGAACUUUUGGCAACAAAUCUGCGAAUUUCGAUCCGUUUGACCAGGAAUUUUUACAGGAUAUCAACGAAGAUGAUGUUAAUCAUGAUCGCGUCCUGGUAAAUGUACUAGUUGGCCUCUCUGAGAUACUCAGCAAGUUUGGUUUUGGUCCUGAUUAUUGCUCACCUACCUUUACCAUCCACGACAUUCAUCUUGCGUCACGAGACAUCACUGAACAUUUAUUUCUCAAUAGCUCUAAAAAAUCAACGAAGCUUUGGAAGGACGCCAGUCAUCCGUUACGCCGAAGAAUACGUGAGAUUACCGACAAGUUGCUCGUCCAUAAAGAGGACUGUAACUUUGGGGGUUCCAGACAAAACCGUAUUAAGAACAGUUUCGAAAAGCUCAUUUUCAAUUUGGACAAUGGACUGAAAAAAUAUCUGUCUGCUAAAAUUUUUCCAAUAAUAGACUACGUUAGUUCUAGCCCAUAUGACCUUGUAGAAAAGCUGUUCCCAAUACUCGUCCAUAUUUGUACAGGUACAUUUGGAGAGAAAGGUUCCAGUGUAAUUCUCUGCGAAAAAGAUCUAUUGCGUCUCAUUCUGAAGGUGCAUGACCGCCAAUCUGAAGAUAAUAGUAAUACUGACCAUCUGAUGCGGUACAAGCGCUAUGCUGAAGUAGAGGAAUCGGAGACAUUGUUGACGUCGGAAGAUUCUGCAUCGCCCGUAAUAUCCACCGACAUUGAAAAAAGUGGAAGCUACGGGGCAGAAGGCUACGGAGGGUAUGACGACCCAGGCGUAAUCGUAGUUCCUCAUGAGGAUUAUGAUACCAGUUACCCGUACCUGCUGAAAUUUUUGGCAGCUUUAUCCAUUGCCACGUGGGUCUUCCUCGGACUUCUUGCUGCUCAGACUUUGGCUGCGCUUAUUCUCUUGGCUGGUCCGAAAGGAGCUAAAGGUGAUAAAGGUCCCAAAGGAAUUAAGGGGAUGAAAGGUGACAAAGGAAUGAAGGGCAUCAAGGGAAUGAAAGGCGAUAAAGGAAUAAAAGGAGUGCAGGGGCCAAGUGGUGCAAUAGGAGAUACCGGAGAGGCUGGCGAGACAGGUGAAGCUGGCGUAAUAGGGGACACUGGGCCAAAAGGCUUCAAGGGCCCUAUAGGAACAAUGGGAACUAAAGGCACCAAAGGACCAAAGGGCGCAAAGGGUGAUAAAGGAGACAAAGGGGCUAAGGGGUUAAAAGGUGUAAAAGGGAAUCCAGGGAGGAAAAAACGUGCAGCGCAUAAUAGUCAGUUAGGUUCCGAUAUGCCCGAUUUGCAUGACACUCCUCAACUCCUCGAAGUUUUGUAUCGUGCGAACAACAUAAACGCUCAAGAAACGUAUCAAAAUUUCACCAAAAUGGAGAUGGUCGACAUUAUGAACUCACUUUGGAAGCAGUUACAAAGUCCUGUUGGUUGUCUACGCUGUGUUUUGUUCGAAUACUUGAGUGUCCAGCCAUCGGACUCACUCGACUCCUACAUAACCGCCGGGUUCGCCCACGUGCUCGGGGACUCGGGUUCUCUGCAGCUCCUGGACGACGUGAGGCGCGGCCGGCAGCGCGGCGUCAAGAUGCGCUGCAGGAGAAAGAAAAAUUCUUGCAAUGUUCAGUACCUGAAAAAUAUUUGAU